This is a messenger RNA of Enterospora canceri, 594 nucleotides long. Lineage: Eukaryota; Fungi; Microsporidia; Enterocytozoonidae. The record is from the annotation of a GenBank genome assembly.
AUGCUGAUUUACAUCCAAUUAGUCAUAAUCACCCUAAUUGCAGUACUGAUCUAUUCUGAUGAUCUGUUACUGUACAGCAUAUUUAGCAUAUUCUAUUACACCAUAGAGUACGUUACACCUAUCAAAAUAGCAGUCAUAUUGUCACUGAUUUCUACUACCAUAAUUCUGUACAUCAAUAAUCAUAUUAAUAGUGUGAUCAAGUAUGUUCAUUCAAUACUAUCCAGUAUAAUACUAUCACACGUAUUACUGUUCAUGAUGAGUGAAUCAGAUGGAAUAUUAACUAUGGAAGUAUCAAUAGUGAUAUUCUGUUUCAUUGUGUUAUUCCAGAAGUAUGGAAUAGCCUACGUCGCAUACAACACAUUAGUCCUAUGGGAACUAUGGAUUAUAUUGGGAAAGCCAUUCUUUGAUGAAUACGAAAAAAGUGAGUUGACACCAGUGGUAUCAUUUAUGAAUGAUGUAGUUGAUAUUGAUAAGAUGGUGAUGGGAAUAAUAGUAUUCAGUAGUAUAACUAGAGAAGUGAAGAAGAAUAGCAAGGUAUCAAUUAAUAUUGAUGAAAUAAGCAGUGGAAUUGAUACGAGUGAUUUAUCGGUGUAA